Molecule: messenger RNA, 851 nt
Organism: Ananas comosus (pineapple)
Lineage: Eukaryota; Viridiplantae; Streptophyta; Magnoliopsida; Poales; Bromeliaceae
Product: upstream activation factor subunit spp27-like
Exons: 2
Coding region: 141-563 (140 amino acids)
Cellular component (GO): nucleus
Source: RefSeq, a predicted model, not a curated record
AAUCGAAUAUUUCGUACCUGUCCCGUUCCCGCACUCUCCACUCUCUCCCUCUCUCUCUCUCUCUCUCUCAUCGUCUCCUCAAACCCUAACCCUCUCAAACCCUACUCUUUGAGAUCGCCUCGUCUCCGCGAGCUCCGACCAUGGCGGCGCUGAGCUGCUCCGCCGCGUUCGUCUCCGGGGACCCGGCCCCGUCGUCGCUCGCACGCCGCGCGCUCCUCUCCCGCGGUGCGGCGCCGCCGAGGACGGUGGCGCUGCGCGCGGCGGUGACUCCGAACGCCGCCGCAGCGCAGGAGGCGGCGGCGGAGGGGAAGCGGCGGCCGAGGGGGAUCACGAAGCCCCGGCCGAUCUCGCCCGAGCUCCAGGCGUUGCUGGGCGUGGAGGAGAUCCCGAGAACUCAGGCGCUCAAGCUGAUAUGGGCUUACAUCAAAGAGAACAAUCUCCAGGAUCCAGAAAACAGGAGGAUAAUAGUCUGUGAUGAGAAGUUGAAGAACAUAUUUGGAGGGAAAGAACGUGUUGGGUUUCUUGAAAUCUCAGGAUUGCUCAAUCCACAUUUCAGAAAAUGAUAAAUUUUGUACCAAGUGUAAACCAUGACUUCAAAGAAUGGCUUAGAUGUUGCCUUGUAUCUGCUACAGAAGCUAAGGUACUAAUGCAGAUGCUUUUUGAGCUGUUAGUUGUCUCCAAAUUUCACCUUCUUUUCUUUCACUUUCAUAUAUGCACUUCGGUGGAUAGAGUUUUUUUUUUAUCUUUCUUGGAUGUGUAUGCCUUAUUCUGUUUUGUAAUUCAAUGACUUCGACUUCUGUAAUGCAUUUCGGGGGAAAAUAUAUAAAAAAAGGUUUCUUCCUUUUUUAACA